AAAUCUAAAAUAACCGAAAAAACAGAAGAAAAUACCCCCAAAUUAGUUUGGAAGAGAAAAGCGGGGAACGCGAGUACGGGUGAAGAAACACGAAACAACUCAAAGAUUUUGCAGAUUGUUUACAAUUGCAUUCUAUUUAAUACUCCAAGCUAUCAGUCCAUCACCUUUGCUAUUUCUGAAGCAGACAGAGUUUCCGACAUUAAUUCUAGUAUUCGACCUCACUCGAACCUCAAUUCCUAGAGAGACAGAGUUAGAGUCUCGGUGACUGCCUCAAUCGCUGAACACUCAACAAUCAGCAUCAACGGUUCUGAAAAGUAAAAACUGUAACACCAACAGAUGAAGUGGUGGAGUUUGCCUCAGCAACAAGCACAUCAAAAUCCAGCAACAGAUUAAGUGGUUUGGUUCCGGCAAUUACCUAUUUCAUUGCUUGUCAAGCAAAGAGAACUUAGAAGGACUAGCCUCAAUUCCGUUGCUCAUGGCUGGGUUGGAAGAGUUAAAAAAAAAGCUUGUACCAUUGUUUGAUGCUGAAAAGGGCUUCUCCUCUGGAUCAACUUUGGACCCUUCUGAUUCUUAUAUGCUCUCGGAUGGUGGAACUGUUAACUUACUUAGUCAGUCUUAUGGUGUAUACAACAUUAAUGAGCUUGGACUACAGAAGUGCACUUCACGGUCAGGGGAAGACUCGGAUCAUGGUGAGAAGACAUAUAAGUGUGCUUCCCAUGAGAUGAGGGUUUUUGGAGCCAUUGGUAGUGGUGCAAGUAGUGUUGUUCAGAGAGCUAUUCAUAUACCGAUGCAUAGAAUUAUUGCCUUGAAGAAGAUUAAUAUAUUUGAGAAGGAGAAAAGGCAACAACUGCUUACUGAGAUAAGAACAUUAUGUGAGGCACCAUGUUAUGAGGGUCUUGUUGAGUUUUACGGAGCAUUUUACACUCCUGACUCUGGGCAAAUCAGCAUAGCAUUAGAAUAUAUGGAUGGGGGGUCCCUUGCAGAUAUUAUACGAGUGCGCAAACAGAUACCAGAAGCUGUUCUUUCUUUAAUGGUUAAAAAGCUCUUGCAUCAGGGAUUGAGUUACUUGCACGGAGUUAGGCACCUAGUUCACAGAGACAUAAAACCAGCAAAUUUGCUAGUAAAUCUAAAGGGGGAGCCAAAGAUAACAGAUUUUGGCAUAAGUGCUGGGUUAGAAAAUUCCAUGGCCAUGUGUGCCACUUUUGUUGGAACUGUUACAUAUAUGUCACCUGAGAGGAUUCGAAACGAAAAUUAUUCAUAUCCAGCUGAUAUUUGGAGCCUUGGUCUUGCACUUUUUGAGUGUGGUACUGGAGAAUUUCCAUAUACAGCUACUGAAGGACCAGUUAACCUUAUGUUGCAGAUCCUCGAGGAUCCAUCCCCAUCACCACCAAAUGACAUUUUUACUCCAGAAUUCUGCUCAUUUAUUGAUGCUUGCUUGCAAAAAGAUGCAGAGGCAAGGCCAACAGCAGAACAGCUCCUUUCUCACCCAUUUGUUAGAAAGCAUGAUGAUUCCAGUGUGGAUCUAGCAGUAUUUGUCCGUGGCAUCUUUGAUCCAACACAGAGGAUGAAGGAUCUGGCAGAUAUGCUGACAAUGCACUAUUAUUUACUUUUUGACGGACUUGAUGAACUUUGGCAACAUGCAAAGUCCCUGUACACUGAAAGUUCAGUUUUCAGUUUCUCUGGGAAAGAAUCCAUCGGUCCAUAUGAUAUAUUUAAGGCGUUGUCCAGCAUCCGGGGUACAUUAGCUGGGGACUGGCCUCCUGAAAAGCUAGUUCACAUCGUUGAGAAACUACAGUGUCGUGCCCAUGGUGAAGAUGGAAUCGCAAUUCGUGUGUCAGGAUCUUUUAUCAUCGGGAACCAGUUUCUGAUAUGUGGUGAUGGUAUACAAGUUGAAGGCGUGCCAAAUUUUAAAGAUCUGUCUAUUGAUAUACCUAGCCAGCGAAUGGGAACAUUUCAAGAACAGUUUAUAGUGGAAGCAGGGGAUGUGAUUGGCCGCUACUUUAUAGCUAAGCAAGACCUGUUUAUAAUUCAGUAGCAACUCUUUCCUCCAAGUUGAGUUGAUAACUUUUAGCUGUCACCACUUCUAGUACAUCCUUAAUCACCAGAGGUGAUGCAGGAAUUUAUGUUCCCAAUUAAGAGGUCUACAAUUUAAGUAUAAGCAUGCACUGUUCCUUUUAGCUACAAAACAUAUUUCAGUCUACUAACAAUUUUCAAAAGACCAUAUGACAAGAUCACUUAAUUUUA
Molecule: messenger RNA, 2244 nt
Organism: Daucus carota subsp. sativus
Lineage: Eukaryota; Viridiplantae; Streptophyta; Magnoliopsida; Apiales; Apiaceae
Product: mitogen-activated protein kinase kinase 3
Exons: 11
Coding region: 476-2035 (519 amino acids)
Biological process (GO): protein phosphorylation; MAPK cascade
Molecular function (GO): MAP kinase kinase activity; ATP binding
Source: RefSeq, a predicted model, not a curated record